Messenger RNA from Aspergillus bombycis, 1686 nucleotides. RefSeq lists its product as uncharacterized. NCBI's taxonomy places the organism in Eukaryota, Fungi, Ascomycota, Eurotiomycetes, Eurotiales, Aspergillaceae. The record is from RefSeq and is a predicted model, not a curated record. The coding region runs from base 1 to 1686 and encodes 561 amino acids. Gene Ontology annotation, molecular function: transmembrane transporter activity. The transcript has 2 exons. Gene Ontology annotation, biological process: transmembrane transport.
AUGAAGUCCAAUCCCUCACCGACCGAGCCUCCAGUUGAGGCAGGACAAAAUGGCAACUCACAGCCUGAGUAUCCAAAGACAACGUUUGGCUUCAGGUUCUGGCUUGCAUUCUGGGCAAUUGCCUUCACAAAUCUCGCAGCUUCGUUCGAUGCAACUAUGCUAUCCGUUGCCCUUCCGACCAUUGCCGGAGAUCUAGGGGGAUCAACCACUGAAGCUUUCUGGGCCGGAACCUCCUACCUCCUCGCCUGCACCAUCUUAAUGCUGAUAUGGGUAACGUUCAGCGAUGCUUUCGGUCGGCGGCCAAUCAUGCUCAUUGCACUACUCAUCUUCGCCGUCGGGGCCAUCAUCUCUGCUGUUUCGCAUGAUUGGCCAACAAUGCUAGCAGGUCGAACGGUCCAAGGACUCGGUGGCGGAGGGAUAAUUUCACUUACAACAGUCCUGAUAACUGAUCUAGUCCCAUUACGGGACCGAGGUCGCUUUUAUGCCCUUGUCAGUGUGGUUUGGGCAGUGGGGAGCUCUACAGGCCCUAUCAUUGGGGGUGCACUAGCUCAAUCGGGGUCAUGGCGUUGGAUCUUUUGGAUUAAUCUACCCAUUGUCGCUGUCGGUGUCAUUGGAAUUGGAUGUUUUCUGCGUCUUUCACGUCGCCGUCGCACGCUUUCCGAAAAGCUACACUUGUUCGACUAUCCCGGUUCAUUUUUAUUCAUCGCCUCUAUCACUGCAUUCUUGAUCCCAAUCACUUGGGGUGGUAUUCAGUAUCCUUGGUCUAGCUGGCAUACCCUCGUGCCGUUAAUCCUCGGUGCUGUGGGUCUCAUUGGCUUGGUAGUGUACGAGGUUUUGAUCGCAAAAUCUGCUGCUGUACCAAAAAAGACUCUUCUGAUUCCACCGGAAGUCUUACCGAACUGGACUUGUGGUAUUCUCUAUGCGGCAAGUACCUUCCAUGGCCUUAUCCUCUAUAGUAUGGUAUACUACAUGCCCGAAUAUUUCCAGUCUGUGAAAGGAUACAGCCCCGUGAUUGCUGGCGUGGCCGCGCUCCCACAGACGGUUACGGUCGUUCCCUGCGCUAUCCUAGUAGGUAUUGUUGUCGGUCUCACAGGUCGGUAUCGAUGGGCACUCUGGAUAGGCUGGCUACUGACCUGCUUCGGCCUUGGGCUGCUCAUUUUGCUCAAGGCAAACACGACUGUUGCGCAGUGGAUAUUUUUGGAGGCCGUGUCUGGUCUAGGAAUCGGGCUACUUUUUCCAUCUAUUGCGCUCGCGGUUCAAUCAUCCGUUCCACAGCGCGAAGUUAGCAUGGCCGCCACGUUAGUUCUAUUCUUCAGGUCAAUGGGGCAGACAAUUGGGGUCGCAAUUGGUGGUGCUAUUCUUGACAAUCAACUCCCAAACCAUCUCUCUGCUGCAGUAUCGAAAGAGGCCACCAGUCAGUUACAAGGUCAGGCGAUGAACUUGGUCACUUUGGGCGAGUUGUUGAGGAGACUACCAACCGGCUCGUUUGAGGCAACUGAGAUCCGGCAGGCACUAGUUAACUCAUUCCAGAUCAUCUGGGUGGUGAUGUGUAGCUUCGCAGGUCUCAAUCUUAUAUUGAGCAUCUUUAUCAAAGAGUUCGAUAUGAAUCAGAGCCACGAGACGGAACAGGGAUUCGUGCAUACAGUACACAACACUACAGCUAAGAACAAGUCGGAUAAUCAGUAA